UUGUCCUACAUGGUUCACAAUCUACUUAAUUUUUUGACAUUUGUCAAAAUUUAUCCUACUACAAUAUUAGAGCAUUGGAGAUGCUCUUAGUAUCAAAACAGAGGAAAAAAUAAAGUGGCCUGAUCUUGAUUGUUGAGUACCAAAAGGCAAAAGCAAACACAAACGACGUCGUCUCACAAGCUUUCUCUCUCAGUAAGCCAUAACAGAGCUCGCGAGCUGGGAUCGGCUUUUCAUGAUUCAGGCGAAACACAUCAAAGCAAGAAGAAAAAAAGUGGUGUUAGAUGGAGCCAAAUACUUCCAUCCAUGGUUGCUGCCAUAGCCGCACGUUUCCUCUCCACUUCCGCCCUUCCCUACAUUCAUUUUUUUCUGAACUGGGUUUUCUUUUUCCUUUUCUUUUUUCCCCUUUUUUGGCUAAUUCAGGUGCAGAGAGUGUAGUGUACGAAGGGGUUCUUGAUGUAAAGAAAGUGACCGUCAAGAAUCCAUUUUUAUUUACUUCCGAUGACCUAGAUAAGUUCCACAAAGAAUUGCAGUUACUCAGUGAGCUUCUUACAGGUGUCGUGCCAUAUACUGAUCUUCGAGCAGAAGCAAAGGAUCAUGUGGUGAGCUGUCUUGAGGAGAGAAAACGUGUCACAAGGCCGAGCUGCUCUACAGGUUAAUAUCUUCUUGACACUUGCACUUGUUAAUUUAUGUGUUUUCGAACCUUAUAUAAAAAAAUUAAUUUUAAUUGACCUGUAACAAAAAACUAAUUUUAAUUGACCUGUAACAAUGGAAAAUGGGGCUUGCUCCAGUUGCUUACGAAUACUUGUAAUAUCCAUAAUUGUAUCGAAAAAAUUGCGGAUAUUUAGUUCAGUUGCUCUGAGCAUACUUAUCCGAUGGAGAAGAUGCUGUUUGUGAAUUUUCCUUCGGCUUAGAUUCUUAUAGUUAAUACGUAAUACAAAUGUAGUAUUAGAAAGAAAAAAUCAUUCAAUUAUAACGCAAAAGUUUGCGAAAACCGUUCUUGCGCAGAAAAAGGAGAGAAGGAAAAAAACAUGUUGGCCGAACCUGAAAACUGUGUAUGAGAUUUUGUACAGUAGAAAAAUGUGUGCUGCUUCUGGUUUCUUGGAUUCACAGCAUUUUUUUCUUACUUUAAUCAAUUUAUUUAUCUUUUCUGUUUUUUUCUUGGUGCUCCAUGUUAUGGUAAUGCAUCAAAUAUCUAGAGCAGAUGUUAUUAGCUUUCU
Messenger RNA from Striga asiatica, 1217 nucleotides. The record is from the annotation of a GenBank genome assembly. NCBI's taxonomy places the organism in Eukaryota, Viridiplantae, Streptophyta, Magnoliopsida, Lamiales, Orobanchaceae.